AUGAGGUCGAUGCUUAAGGAUCUGGGGAUGAAAGCGAAGGCUAUUCAUGCUUGUGAGAAUCAUUGUAUUCUGUAUUACGAAGAGAAUGAAGAUUCAGUAGAGUGUCCGGUAUGCAAAACUAUGAGGUUUAAGUUGAAAUCUACCAAAGAUGAUCGAGCGCAAGUUUCAUCUGAAUAUAUGCGUCAUCCAAUCAAUUCAUCUCAGUGGGCACAAAUGAAAAUGAAGUUUCCGUUGUUUGCCGCGGAAGGAAGAAAUGUUUGGCUUGGAAUAUCAACAUAUGGGUUUAAUCCUCAUGGUGUACAGACUUUGAGUUGGAGUUGUUUGCCUGUGAUCCUUGUGGUUUAUAAUAUCCCGCCUUCUAUGUGUAUGAAGUCUGAAUUCCAAAUGAUGACUCUGUUGAUACCUGGGCGGGUAUUUUACUCUGAGAGCAACUCUGAUGUUGGCAUUCAUGACUUGCCUGCUCAAGGUGUUUUAAGUGGAUGUACCACUCAUGGAUACUGUGCGUGUGUUUGUUGCACAGACGAAACUCGAAGUACUCAUCUAGGUUACGGAAUCAAGAUUGUGUACACUAAUUAUCGUAUAUUCCUUAAGAAAAGUGCACCGCUGGGACUAAUAGGAGCGCAGUCGCUUGAGAAGUUUGCCGAUGUUCAUUACGAACCUGGUAAGUUAGUGGUCCGCGAUACAGGUAAACAAAAGAGAUAUCAGUAUGAUGAAGAGGAAGGUGAUUCUGAGCUUGUCACAGGUGCUUUCUUCAAGAAGUGUAUUCUUUGGGAACUUGAGUCGUAUUUUGCCUUGACUAUAUGGCAUUGUGUCGACGUGAUGCACACGGAAAAGAACGUCAUGGAACACAUUAUCUACACUAUAUUUGAUAAGGAUAAUAAGGCUAUUGUUGCAUGGAACAAUCGUGACAAAUUGAAGGAGAAUAAACUAAACUGUGGAGAGUGGAAAGAGAAGAAAACAAAGAAAGGAGUAGAGAUGGUUCUGCUGUUUGUUUUGAGCAAAAAAGAGAAAACCGAUUUUUGCCAGAUUCUUAAAGAUCUGAAAUUUCCCACAGGAUUUUCGUCGAAUAUAAGUAAAAAUGUAAAUAUGGAGCAAUUGAACUUGAGCAUCUUGAAGUCGCAUGACUACCAUGUGAUUAUGGGGUACUUAUUACCUGUUCUGCUUCAACAUGCCUUUCCAGGAGAGAAAGACUUGCAUACUGCGCUUCAACAAGUCAGUUUGUAUUUUAGAAUUUUAUGCUUAAAGGUGGUUAGCAGAGAGUAUCUGAACCAGGCUAAGUGGAUGAUUGCAGAGGCCAUGUAUGUGCUCGAAAAAUAUUUCCCGGCUGGUUUUUUUGAUAUAAGCGUGCACAACAUGGUUCAUUUGGCUGAUGAGGCCUUAGUUUGUGGACCUGUUAGGUAUCGAUGGAUGUACCCAUUCGAAAGGGCAAUGAAGGAGUGCAAAAACAUCCCAAAUAACAACAGAUACAUUGAAGGGUCAAUUACGAAGUCUACUGAAAUGGAUGAAUGUGUUAUAUUUGACAUGGAGCACAUGAAAAAUGCUGAUCAAUGA
This is a messenger RNA of Papaver somniferum (opium poppy), 1551 nucleotides long. RefSeq lists its product as uncharacterized. The coding region runs from base 1 to 1551 and encodes 516 amino acids. NCBI's taxonomy places the organism in Eukaryota, Viridiplantae, Streptophyta, Magnoliopsida, Ranunculales, Papaveraceae. The record is from RefSeq and is a predicted model, not a curated record. The transcript is spliced from 4 exons.